GCCACGCCGAUUCCUUUUUUUUUCUCCGCAAACGACGGGAUACGAGAUUCGUGCUACGUCAUGAAGAAUGGCUGGGCCCGUGUUCACUCUCCAGCCUCUUGUGCGUCACUCGUUGUACUUGAACCUGCCGGACGUGAUCGGAGCUUACCGUUACUCUGACUACGAGGAUAUUGUAUAAGAGGAAGCGAUGAUCCCCGAUUUGAAGGGAAGGAUAUCAGACAUCACAAGAGCAUCAGCAUCAGCCGACAAUCUUGCAGCUCCUACAACUACAACACAAACUCGUCAUUGUGCUGCCCCGAUAGCAAAUCUUCCAUCAACCUCACCGCAAACCACUAUCACACAAUCCCGCCGUCACCAUGCUGGGCCUCUUCUCUACAUGUGCCCUUCUCCUCUCCAGCUCAGCUCUAGCUCUGCCCUCUGUCCCUCGAGCCAACGCCAACUAUCCUUACCCAGUGCCUCCCACAGCACCAGGAUGCACAGACAAGUCGACGAACCUCACAGCAUGGACCGUUGGCGACUUUGACUUCCACAGUUCAUACACCUUCACAACGCCUGCCCACCAAAACUCCUGGGGCUAUGUCAACUUCACCUUGACCAACCCGGCCGUCGACUACGUGCCAGUCUGCAGUGCGGCAUCCAACCAGCUGUCUGACUUUUUCUAUGGCACAUUCGUAUACGAGUGCACUGUCCCCUCCGCAGCCGGCAAGGCAACCUUUACCUAUUCCCGUCCCAGUGGUCAGCUGCAGAUCAACCAGACAUGGAGCUGUGCCGACGAAGGCAGCCGGUUCACGGCCAUAGGAGGCGUCAACCUCAAUCUCACCUGCGAUGACACGACAUGGCAGAACCCGAACUGGACGGCCGGCCAGAUUUACUCCACUCGCACAGUCACCUGUGGCAAAGUGACGCUUCCUGCGCCUAUCGAAGAGAUGAGUGCUGUCCUGUAGUACAGAAACAGUACCAUACUACUUCCUGUGCAGAAGAAGUUCAAGCCUGUUCGUCACGGCGUUCGUUACGUGUAAUAAGAGGGACGUAUUAACGCGAAUAAUUAGGGGUUGAUGCCCUUGGACACUGGACUGCGCGAGUUGCUGCGAAGAGUGUUUGUUCUUAUUGCGGUUAUGACGGUCUUUUGAUGAUCAAUGACAUUCUUUAUGAUGAUGAAAAUGGAUUUUAGAAGGGCUCUUGGGUACCUUGGUAAUGAUUAAUCCUCGCCUGUACGGUAGUACACAGCAUAUAUAUAAUAUUAUUUGCCCAAGUUUUGAAUUGCAGCCCGCAUCCUAGGUUGGCU
Molecule: messenger RNA, 1285 nt
Organism: Trichoderma harzianum CBS 226.95
Lineage: Eukaryota; Fungi; Ascomycota; Sordariomycetes; Hypocreales; Hypocreaceae
Exons: 1
Coding region: 357-944 (195 amino acids)
Source: RefSeq, a predicted model, not a curated record